UGCAGCGCGCGCGCCCGCCGUGUCUCACCGUCUGACAGCGCCCGUCGAUCAAGCACCGACGACCAGGAGGAGCUCUUGCCCUGCCGAUCGAUGGAGCACGGCGAGGGGAGGAGCGGCGGUCAUGAGGCGGCCCUGAGGGCGGUGCAGAGGGCGCCGGCCAAGCCGUGGCGCGGCGCCGGCGCGGGGGGCGCCCCGCCGCCGCCCAGGGUGUACCGGGUGGAGCCCCGGGACUUCCGGGAGCUCGUGCAGAGGCUCACCGGCGCCGGCACGGCCACGACGGGCGCGCCGGCCGUGGGCGCGAGGCAGACGCCGGCUCAUGCGGCCGCGGCGCACGGGCGCAGGGAGCCCGCCACCGUGGAGCAGUUCGACUACUCGUCGUGGUUCUCCGCGCCGCUGCUCAGCCCCGCGUCCAUGCCGGCCGGCAUGGACGGACACCAUGGCGCUCUGCUGUAGGAGAGAGUGGUACCACGGUCGCCGCUCGGCACUUGUAAAAUCCUGUAAAAUCGAGCUAAAUGCCACAGCUCCAUCGCUUCUUCCCUUCUCAUUAUUUUCUUUCAAGGGAGAUAACACAGGACAGUGCUUUCGCUCAUGUAACUGAGUAUAAUUCUUUAUCCAUAAUAAAUGAAUUAUUAGUUUGCUCUGCAAUUCUCUGUUUCUUUCAUGGGAUGACACAUGACAGUGUUUUAUUUGAUGUAAUUAAGUUCUCCCUCUAUCUCAAAA
Molecule: messenger RNA, 720 nt
Organism: Triticum dicoccoides
Lineage: Eukaryota; Viridiplantae; Streptophyta; Magnoliopsida; Poales; Poaceae
Exons: 1
Coding region: 91-453 (120 amino acids)
Source: RefSeq, a predicted model, not a curated record